Molecule: messenger RNA, 1126 nt
Organism: Populus trichocarpa (black cottonwood)
Lineage: Eukaryota; Viridiplantae; Streptophyta; Magnoliopsida; Malpighiales; Salicaceae
Exons: 5
Coding region: 123-956 (277 amino acids)
Biological process (GO): DNA replication; DNA repair; DNA recombination
Cellular component (GO): nucleus
Molecular function (GO): DNA binding
Source: RefSeq, a predicted model, not a curated record
GUACACGCAGCUUUGCACAACUACCUGUUGAAAUACAACAACUCCCUUCAUCAUCAAAUGUUGUUUUAUCGAUAGAGGAACAAAUCAAAGAAAAUAGGAGAACAAUACAUGAGAUUCUUUGCAUGAAUCCUUAUGAGCACAAGCAUCUAAGAUUCACAUGUCAAGCUUCGAUUGUUGACUUUGAUUUUCCCAAUGGCUGGUGGUAUCCAAGCUGUCCAAAAUGCAACAAAAAACUUAGUGGGGGCGAAAACAAUUACACAUGCAUGGAUCAUGAUGCUAUCACCUCUCUUCCAAUUCCAUGGUUUCGCUUAGAAUGCAUUGUUACCGAUGGAGAAGAUGUCACUAAUUUUCUUCUAUUUGGGAAAACUGCUGAGAACUUUUUUGGAUCAUCGGCCCACCAUUAUGUCUAUAAUAAAAAAUUUAUUGAUCCCUCAGUUCUUCCUCCUGCCAUGGCAGCAAAGUUAAACAAAAGCAUGAUUUUUCAGCUUCGAUUUGGUGCUUUCAGAUCCAUCACCAACAGAUGUGAGGUUAUCAUUACUAAUAUCUUUGACGACAGCACAAAUAAGAGCAUCCAUCCUCUAGAAACAGCAACUCCAGAAGCUAAAUCAUCUCCUACAUCCAAGACAUCUACUCCAUUAAGCUAUAUGAAACAGGUUCUCAAAGCUCCAUCAACUCCACAAAAUACUGUCACACAACUCAGGAUUGCUCCUGAUUCCUUGGAGACACCACCUCAGAACAUAUCACCAAACAAUGAAACAAGCAUAAACAGUGAAGCACGAUGUGUACUUGAUUUUGAAGAUGCAACACAGCAGCUCAGUCAUGAAGAUGAGCAUGACAAACCAAUUGAAGUCCAAGGAAACCUGGGAAACAUAGCUACAUCUGAGACAUUUGAUCACUCACUUCCACCUUUGAAAAAACAACGGGCAACAUCCUCAUCUUCAUCGAAGAAAAACUAGCAAUUCCUCUACAAAUGACUUGGAUUUAGAUUCCUGUAGCAAGAACAUGGAGAGGAAUCUGGCAGCUUAUUUCCACUUUUGGUGUUGUUUAUAACUUAAUCUAUAUUAUCAUGAUUGCUGCCUCUGUAAUUUUGAUAUAGUUUGGAAACAACAAUGUCCUUUAAGUGUUC